UCCCGGGCUUUUGAAAUUGGAAAACUGCAGAUUGUGUUUUUUCAUCGACAGUCCCUGAAGGUAUUAUUCUGGCCGUUAGAAACGUUUAUGUUUCCAGAAUUUUAAACUGUUUUAGGUUAGUUUUCGGUCCAACUGGUCGUAUAGUGAUCGAGACAGAAGAAACAUGGAAGGUUCCGACGACGAGCGGUUAGAACCGAUCCGGAUGUUGGUCCAACGGAGCUUCAGACUGGACCCGGACAAAUGGCGGGACUUUGUGUCGGAGAGCAGCAACAGGACGGCUCUGACCAGGUUCAUGAGCAGCCCGGAUUAUCUGCUGUUCUUCCACCUGCAGCCGGACUCCGGGCUCCAGGCCAGCCUCGGCUUCCCCUCGGCAGCCCAGUCCAAGGUUGUGUGCGUGUCCCGGGCAGCGCAGGAAGGCUCUGGGAAAGCUUUCAGGAUCCAGGAAUUUAGCGGAGGAAAGGCUCUGAGCGGCCUGGUAGGCCUCAGCGAGGAGGUGUCCUGCCCCCUCCUCAACAGGGUGGCGGACAGCAGCAGUUGGGCGGUGGGCGUGGCCCCGGACGCCAUGAAGCUGCUGGAGAAGCAGAAGAACGCCGCUCAGGUGGUGGAGGCUAAGGUGGAGGGACUCACCUUCCUUCCUCCACCCGACGCCCUCUGUAACCAGGAUGACCUCGACCGCUUCCUCGCACGCAGUGGCCCUGAUCAAGGUGGUGGUUGCCAUGACAACGACAACAGCAACACCAAUGGGCUGGUUCAGGACCCUUCUCCGAAAAACCUCAGCCUCACUGGCAGCAAUAACUCUGAUAACAGUCACCAUGACGAUUCUGUUGAGGAAUGUAGCAGUCUCCAUGACAAUGGUUUCCAUGUGGACCAAAAUGAACAGAAGCUGUCGGUGGCCCGUCUGCUCCACGCCUGUGAGGAGACAGUGGUGGAGUGGGUGGAGCUAGUGUCAGACUUUCUCCAGCAGGACUGGUCUGGACUGGUUCUGGACCGGCAGAAACCCGUCCCUUCAGAGGAGUUUUCCUUCUGGAAGAACCGUCUGAAGAACUUGCUCUUCAUCCAGGACCAGUUGCUGAGCGCCAAAGCCCAGCAGGUGAGCUCCAUCCUGAAGGCUGAAGACAGCAUCUACUGGGCAGCUCUGCAGGACCUCCAGAGACACGUCCAGGAAGGUGUCAGGGAAGCCGAAGACAUCACGCUGCACCUGACCCCUGUCCAGCAGAAGCUCAGCGAGGUUCUAGAGAUGGACUUCCUUCAGCUGAAGGACAAUGUGGCAGCAGUGAUGGACAAGGUGGGCCUGCUGUGGACGGGCUCCGAGUUCUACUGCCGGCCCAGAAGGACCGUGGUUCUGCUGCAGGAGAUCUGCAACCUCUACAUCCAGCUGAGCAGGGACUUCCUCCCUGGACAGGAAGUGAUCGGGGUUCUGGUGUCAGAACCCGGCCCAGUUCUCCAGGACAUCCGGCUGGUGAUCCAGACCCUUCAGGCUCUCAAGUCCGCCUUCUGUGAGCAGCAGACCCAACUGGAGCACCAGAACCAGAACCAGAUCCAGGCUACGCCUACUCCCAGCUGGACCUUCCCGUCUCACCUGGUCUUCUUCCACCUGGACACCUUCCUGAACCGCCUGCUCAGCAUCCAGGAAGUGCACUUGGUCACAGCACGGUUCUACCAGCUGGACCAGGCGGUUCUGAGCGGCGCCAGCGGCACCUUGCUCACCGUCGGGAUCCAGCAGGUGUACCAGGACUUCCUGGUCCAGGUGAGGCUGCUGUCGGCCUGCAGCUGCGACCCCACCGACCCGGAGGACCAGACCUUCGAGCUGGAGCUGGACCAGUUCUGGGAGCAGGUUCUGGACCUGGAGACCCGCCUGGUGUCGGUUCUGAGCAAGGCCCUAGAGGACUGCAGCGAGGUGGCGUCCGCUGCCAAGGUGGUGAAGAUGUUCUGGUUCUUCCUGGACCGGCCCCGGGUCCAGGACCAGCUGCCUCCCUGUCUGGCCCGGCUGGAGGAUCAGGUUCUUUCGGACCUGGACCGGACUGAGCUGGAGUUCUACAGCCAGAAGGAAAAACCCGAGCGGUGGUUCCGGUUCUGCCCGGCCGGUGCCGCCCGACUCUGCUGGAACCGCCAGCUGCGGCGCCGUACCCAGGAGACCCUGAGGAGCUUCAGGACCAUCCAGAACCUGUGUGGGGGCGUGGCCCUGGCGCCGGCGCUGCUGCAGAGGGCGGAGCAGGUGGUGGAGCUGCUGCAGGACUUCAGAACCAGCACCCGGUCCGAUUGGAGCGCCGGGCUGGAGGAGGACUGCGGUUCCGUCCUGAACCAGAAGCUGGUCCAGAUCGACCCGCCGACCCACCUGGAGGUGGCCGGCAGGAAGCAGCUGGAGGCGGUGCUGCAGCAGCUGCGCUACGUGAGCAGAGAGGGCGGCGUGGCGCUGCGCCCCAACGCAGACCGCCUCCUGCUGGCCAGAGACGACAUCACACGCACCUUCGUCCUGCUGGACCAGACCGUGUCCUGCUACAACCAGGUGGUGGGCGGGGCCAUGGAGGCGGAGCUUCCUCUGAUCCAGGAGCAGCUGCAGCAGCUGAAUGACACUCUGAGUGAAUUGCAGAGCAAGACGUGGAUCUGUAAAGGUGUGCAGCAGGAGAGCCAGCAGGCGUUGGCCGUUCAUUCCAGCAUCACAGAAGCUCGAGCCAACAUGGACGCCAUGAGAACCAUUGCACAGGGGUGGGCAGAGCUUGACCUUCUGCAGCGUUCAGGUGAUUCUCUGCUGGAGAGCAGCGUUAACGAUCAGAUCUGCAGAGGCAUCAAGACAGACGGGGAGCAGCUGCUCAGCCUGACACAGGUAAAUAGGCGUCUGUACAGCGCCGAUGAGGCUUCUGAGGCCUGGACCGGUUACCUGGACUACAUCGACGACCGAGUCCAGGACGGCCUGCUGCAGCUGCUGCACAGAGCCCUGCGCUUCCUGACCAACAGCAUGAACACACAGCAGAGCGGUGGCGCCGCCCUGCUGGCCGUGUCUCUGCAGCUGCAGGACUCCAGAGGACUCGUGUUUGAACCGUCGAUAGACGACGGCCCCGCCGCCUUCCUGAAAACCAUCAUCAGGGAUGUUUACGGCGCCGGUGCUCUGGUUCCCAGGAUCUCCGUUGGUCGCCAUGGUGACUACCAGGAGAGCCUGCGGCAGAACCCAGAGCUGUGCGCUCUGGAACAAGAAGUGAUGACGAGGCUGCUGCAGGUGAAGGAGGAGGCAGAGAAGCUGAGGGCGGGGCUGGACAGGUACGCUCACCUGUGGCUCAGUGACAAGCAGGCCGUGUUCCAGGAGUUCCUGGCCUAUGGCAAGCCGCUGGCAGUCGGGGAGGUCGAGGCUGACAAGAACCCACCCAGCCUGAAGGACUUCCAGAGAGAGAUCCAGGUGCUGCUGACCAUCAGCUCAGAGGUGACUCACCUGGACGAGGGUGUGGUCCUGCAGGGCUGGCUGCAGGUGGACAUGCAUCCCUUCAUCACCUGCCUGCUGUCCAUCAUCCUGGACUGGAAAGACAUGUACACCGACUUCCUGCUGGAGUCGGCCACCAACAGCCUCCAGCAGGCGACCCGACCCCAAGACCGAGGCUCCGCCUCCUUCGACCUGACGGACACCAUCCUGCUGCUGGAGGUCGCCGGGGUGGAGCUGCCUGAACACCUGGCCGCCAAGCUGCAGUGAGCGACGCUCUGUAGCGCCUGACGUUCCCGCAGCAGCCACCAGGGGGCGACGCAGAGACUCAAUAAAAACACAAACAUGAACCUGGUCUCUGUUUACCUCUGCAGACCGGACUGGGGUGGAGGAGCAGCAACACUGGUUGUACUGGGAACCAGUACAAACUUUAGAACCAGUGGAACCAAUAAAACCAGUAGAACCGGGUCGGUAUUCAGAGUCGAACUCAGCAGAUAAAUUAGUGAUUUAUUCUGGAUUAGAGCAGACAGGAGGAACUGAGGCACAGUGAUGAGAAGUUACAGAGAAACGUCAGCUAAAAAAAUAAAGAUCAGAGUCCUU
Messenger RNA from Poecilia latipinna (sailfin molly), 4009 nucleotides. RefSeq names its product dynein heavy chain 17, axonemal-like. Lineage: Eukaryota; Metazoa; Chordata; Actinopteri; Cyprinodontiformes; Poeciliidae. The transcript is spliced from 23 exons. The coding region runs from base 164 to 3679 and encodes 1171 amino acids. Gene Ontology annotation, cellular component: axonemal dynein complex. The record is from RefSeq and is a predicted model, not a curated record. Gene Ontology annotation, molecular function: dynein intermediate chain binding; dynein light intermediate chain binding. Gene Ontology annotation, biological process: microtubule-based movement.